Molecule: messenger RNA, 2245 nt
Organism: Silurus meridionalis
Lineage: Eukaryota; Metazoa; Chordata; Actinopteri; Siluriformes; Siluridae
Exons: 3
Coding region: 124-798 (224 amino acids)
Biological process (GO): vesicle-mediated transport
Cellular component (GO): trans-Golgi network; vesicle; Golgi apparatus
Molecular function (GO): GTP binding; GTPase activity
Source: RefSeq, a predicted model, not a curated record
CUCUCCCAGAGGUGGCGUAGUCUGCUAUUUAGUGGUGCAGUGGGCGGAUUGUAUUUCCACCAUCCAACUUUUUAGCCGUAUUUAGCUGUAAAAAAAAAAAGAGCUCCGGUUUGUGAGGACACCAUGCAGCGGGAGCGCUUGUUGAAGGUGUUGGUUGUAGGGGAUCUGGGUGUAGGGAAGACGGCCAUCAUCAGGCGCUACGUGCACCAGGUUUUCUCUCAUCAUUACAGAGCCACCAUCGGGGUAGACUUCGCUCUCAAAGUGCUGCACUGGGACCCGGGCACCGUCAUCCGCCUCCAGCUGUGGGAUAUCGCCGGACAGGAGCGAUAUGGCAACAUGACUCGAGUGUACUACCGCGAAGCAGUAGGGGCACUGGUGGUUUUUGACAUGACUCGAGUCUCCACUUUCCAAGCUGUACUUAAAUGGAAAUGUGACCUGGAUGCUAAAGUGGCCCUCUGUAAUGGUCACCCGGUGCCAGCUGUCCUGCUGGCGAAUAAGUGUGACCAACAGAAACAUGGCCUGUGUGCCAAACUACCCAAGCUGGAGAGUUUUACGGAAGAGCAAGGAUUCGUGGGAUGGUAUGAAACGUCUGCCAAGGAUAACACAAACAUUGACAAAGCCAUCAUGCGCCUGGUUGAGCACAUCAUGGAGAGUGAUGCUGAGAAACCUGCAGCUGACUCAGAUCGCAGUCGGGUGAUUCUCCCUGAGUCUGACUACAACAUCCAUGAACGCAGGCAAUCCACCUGUUCCGCCUGUUCCAGACCUCACAUACCUCCCAAAGAGCAUGAGCAAUUAUAGCAGCGGAGAAACUAGACAUAUCCAUGUACAUUUACAGCGAUAUAUUUCAAAUGCUUUUGAUGAUUACUGUUAUUAUUUAUACCAGCAUGUUUUUAUAUAUUCAAUAUGCCUUAACUGUAAAUUUGUUCUGAAGGAUUGUGAUGGUUUAGGCAUGAAGACGAUGUUUUCACUUUUGAGAAUCAGAAAAUGUAUGGAAUGAGAGUUAAAGAGGAACUUGUUUUUGAGUUGUACAGUUGUUAAUUUUGCUGAAGUAGGCAACGCAGCAGGACCGUUGAGGAAACUGAGGGCAAACUAUUAACACCUCUGUCAAAAAUAAAUGUCACCAGUAGAAAAUGCUGCCUAAAGAAAACGCUGUCAAUAAUGAGAACAUGCGUCUCUAUGCACAUUGUAAUAGAAUGGCUAUCUGGGAGAAUGAAAUGGACAAAAGGGUUAUUAUUAAAUACAAAUGAAUUGAUUAAUGAAUAUUUUAUAUAGUUUAAACAAUCUUGCAGACAUUUUGUUGAUAAAUUGAAUGAUAGCAGCAUUUAUUUAUACUCAUUUAUACAAUGGAGUGGUUUUAUUUAUACAAUUUAGGACCCAGCAUUGGAAGUUAGGUGCUUCUUUACAAGUCCAACAUCUCAACCACUGAUCUACCACUCCUAUUGAAUGCAUGGUAUUAUUAUGUGUGAAACUUUCAUUAUAGAGGCAGCAAGUGAUAAUACAACAAAACAAGAAGCCAUAUUAUAGAUGCAUAAUGAAGGUUUAAAUCUGACUGACUUGUGAUAUCCACUUGUAUCUGGUACGGAAAUGCACUUGUUUUCCAUUUUAAAUUGUGUAAAUACUUGUCUCCAGGCUUAAAUUCCAAGUGUGUGUAUGUGUGUUUGUGUGUGUUUAUGGGAGACACUAAGCAGGUGCAUGCCUGCUGUUUAAAUCUGUCUCAAGCUGUUAAUGCGGCAUAACUGAAUGGUAAAGCUGCUCUGCUGAAGUGUUAAUGGUGUUAUAACCCAUAUGUCCCUGUGCACUGUGUAACUAAUUAUUGCUGGCAGACACACUGUCCCUCCUCUUGUCCGCUCUAUAAUUUUAAGAUUGUCGCAGCUGUUCCCAGCUUGAAAAAUACUCCACAGAGACUGAAUAAUAGGUGUUUUUGAAAACUGUCAUUCUGUUUAUUGAAUGUGUGCUGAAAUGUUUGCUUGAAUUUAAACAGCAGGUUUAUUUGUGGCCUAUUUGUAUUUUCGAAUCGUUUCAUGUCAGUGGUACGAUGCAUGUACAAGUGCAGGGUUUUUGCAUGAACUGAAAAUAGACCAGCAUUAGUUUCAAUGACCUUUCAGAGCCAUUUUCUCAGCUGACAUAAUAGCAUCAUUUGCAUCGCCAAAUAAAGCCCAGGGAAAGUCAAUUAUACAAUAUGUCAAAUGUCUAUGGCUCAUUGAGAUUUAUAUUGCCUAAUAAAAUGAAUGAUUGUGAUACUGAA